CUGUUAAUAUUUAACUAUAAAGAAACUGUGAUGAAUACUAAGCUUUAGUUGCUUUUCCAAGCUAAAUAUGGUAGCCAUUCAAACAUAGAUUACAUUAUUUUAUUUUUUUAAAAGCUAUGUCAAAUACUUUCAUUAUAGUAGAAAAACAUGUUUUCUCUUUGUUUCACAUAUGCUCUAAUUACAGUGUGUACAAAUGUGUGAAAUCUGAAGUAUUUCUGAACAAACAGGGAACAUCCAUCCCAAGAUCCCUCCUCAUGAGACUUACUGCCCAGUGAAAAACACUGAGGUCAUAUCCUUCUAGAGAAUUCUGAUUCCUGGCGGCUUAAGAACCUGGGAAAAACAAUUAAAUUAGAUGCUGCAUGUUAGUCACAAGACUCCAAUACACUCUGAGAGAGUGUGUUAUCGCAACAGAAAAGGGAAGCUAUUUAAUUUACCAUAGCAGUGAUAAAGUUAUCUGAUGACAACUUUGUACAAGUUGCUGAAAGUGAAUGAUAUUAAUAGCGAACGUCAGAUGAAUAGAGUUCAAGGGGCACAUCUCAGCAGCAAAUGAGAUGAGUUUUUUGUGGGUGCAUGUGUCAGUCACUGUAAAACUCAGGUUCUUUGAUGCCCCAGUGCAAAUUCAGAGAAGAUGAACAACAACCAGGUACCUUAUUUAGUAAAUUAUACAAAUGUUUAUUAAAAUCUGGCAUGGCAUCAGAUUUAACUACUUUCUCCUUAGCUCUCAAUUGUUUGCCUUCUCCUUACGGUUCCAUCUCCCUAAAAGGGGGGUUUCAUGUGCAAUGUUGAGAAGAAGAAGGAAGUGUAAGUAUCCAAAUCAGUUGUGUUUGGUUUCCUUCCUGGGCUUCCUUCUCUACUGCAUCACCUACUUACCAGAUGAGAAGACCUCCAUGCAAUUCAUAGCCAAGCUGCUGUACUUCAUCCUGUGCACGGUGGGCCUGGUCAUCUCUGUCCUGGUCGUGGCCUUCUCUGGCCAUCACUACGCCCAAACCAAUGGCUUCAACUGCCUGAUGGUGGGAAACGACUGCGUGUGCACCCUGGACCCCCAGGAUCCUAUCGCCCGGACCUUCACGUAUGCGGAGGUCAGCGACUGCGAAGAGGUCACAGUCACACUGAAGCUGUACUUCCUGAUUCAGAUUACCCUGAACUUGGCCCAGGCACUGGUGUGUGCCCUGGGGGCCUUUGUCAUGUGGAAGCACCGCUACCAGGUGUUCUUUGCAGGGCUGCAGAUAAGAUCGGCUUCCACCCAACACUGGCAGAAGGUCUAAUGGAAGUUUUAGGAAGAGGAUCAUAAUGAUGAUUUCAUAUGAUUUUCAGACUCGGGUAAUGUUACUAUUUAGAGUACUGAUUGCAAUCAAAAACCCACAAGAAUAAACCAGCAGAUCUAUUGCUGUUACUGUUAUAAGUGAUUACAAUACCAGGCAGCUGUCUCUACGAUAUCUACUCCACCCCAUUAUUAGCAGUAGGUUUACAUUUUCAGUUGAUAAAAAAUGAAUUAUACAGACCUAAAUCAUUAGACCUUGAUUUCAAAUAUUGACAAUACAGUGAUAAUAAUAAGAUGUAGUUGAAAUUAAUUGAUAGCAAAUUGGAAUUAACAAUAUAAAUUAAUAUUGAAGUCUACACAUCAACGGAAAGCUAGUUCUAAUUAAUGGAUAACAAACUGGCAAUUGACAAAAAAAAAAUUAUACACACAAAAAGUUGUUUUUCAGUAUUUGCUGAAAUAAAAAAUCUGAUAAAUGCUUUAAAGGAAAAUUUCUGGAUUUUGGCAAGGAGAGCCUUUAUCUUCUGCCCCAGAGUAAGAUUAACUUGUGGAUAGAUGUGUUUAUUGUGCUGCAUGCAGUUUGAUAGAAGUUGCUAUACAGCAUUAAUAAAAUGUCUAACUAAUAUUAGUGCAAUGACUGAAGUCUGUGUCCUGUCGACUUCCAGUUGUUGUCCUUAGAUAGUUAGCAUUUUUCAACAAAACCAACAUUAACUUCCUUCAUACUAGAUAAGUAGAUAAAGGACUUAAUUGAUAAAACUCUGAACUCUCCCUUUAAGGAGCAUUAAAUCGGCCAGGGAUAUUUGCAUUUGAUAUCAGCCAUUUGUGCCUGACUAGCACAUUUGCUUUAAUGACAGAUUCGUUUUUUCAGUAAGCUAAUUUAGAUUGUUUUCUCAACCGUGCUUGUAAAAACUAUAAAUACUGUGGUUGGCAAAAAGAGGAAGUAAUGAUCUAGUAUCAUAAUCAUGUUUAGGACAGCUGGGUAAUGUUGCUGUUUUUAAGUGAACCAGCAGAAGAUGAAACAUUAGUUAGAGAAAUAUGUUUGGUUUUUGCAAUGGGAUAUUUUGCACUCAAGUGUGAUUAUCAUGGACUAUAUAAACUAAGACUCAUAUUUUGUAAUAGCCCACAUUUAGACAAAACACUGAUUAUUUGGCAAAAAAAGGCAGCUAAUUUCAGCCGCUAAGAUAUCCGUCUGUAGAUUUUGGGUCUGUUGACAUAAUGCCACGAUUGUAGAAAUCAGGUAAAAACCCUGUCUGUACACAGUCUGUGUGUUAUUACUAACUAUUCAGACCAUAAUCAGACUGGUGUUAACUCUGUAGCAAACUGAAAGGGAAGGUGGGAAGGGGAGUCAUGUGCAGGCUGUUAACAAUACCAGUUGCCUCCAGUCACGACUCAAGCAGCCAGGCAAAACCAAAACGGCUGCAACCACUGGGGGAGGGCCGGGAGGGGGUGGGUUGAGGGGUACUCAGACGGACAGCUGGACUGUGACACAUCAGGAGCAUACAGAAUAGUGAGAAGAACCAUGAGGCAGAAUAAAUUAGGGGAAUUAGAGUGAACCAUGGUGGGUGGCAAUAUGGUAAUUACUUUGCAAUAUAGAUAUAAUGCUUGACGUUUCAUAGAUAAUACACGAAGAGAACUGUUUGAGAGUGGAGAAAUCUUUUUUUUAUCUUCAACAGAGGCCUUAUUACUGAUUAUUUACAAGUGAUGAAUGCUUAAGUCAUUACAUGUACAUUAAAGAAAGAACGACUGCUACAUUUCUAAGCCUAUAACCAUGGUCUCAAUUUCAGUUUGAAUAAACAGCGUUUACUUUUGA
Molecule: messenger RNA, 3068 nt
Organism: Esox lucius (northern pike)
Lineage: Eukaryota; Metazoa; Chordata; Actinopteri; Esociformes; Esocidae
Gene: sspn
Product: sarcospan (Kras oncogene-associated gene)
Exons: 3
Coding region: 669-1265 (198 amino acids)
Cellular component (GO): sarcolemma; dystrophin-associated glycoprotein complex
Source: RefSeq, a predicted model, not a curated record